AUGGCGACUCCCCAAUCCAAGAAGCGCCUUGCGCUUGCCAUUCUCGAUUUCCUCCAGACCUCACAGACGGACGGAUCGGUAGCACCCGACGACGCAGAGCAGCUCGAAGUGGCGGCAAAUUGCAUCGCCGAAGCCUUCAAAGUCGACGUCAACGAUGAGGCGGCAAAGAAGGACGCACUAGGCGGCCAAAACCUACUCGCCAUAUACAAUGUAUAUGAGAAGCUCAAGGGCAAGACAACGGCCACCACUGAGGGAAGCUCGUCGGCACAAGAAGCACGCCCCGCCACACCCCAGGUACCACCUGCUGGCGCCUCAGCAACAGGACCCAACAAGCAGGAAGCAGAGCGGCUCAAGGGUUUGGGCAACGAGGCGAUGAAGAAGAAGGACUACGACGGCGCAAUCAAGCACUACACAGCUGCUCUUGAAAUCGUCCCCCUGAACCCAAUCUACCUCUCCAACCGCGCGGCCGCCUACUCAGGUCAAGGCAAGCACGAACUUGCAAAAGAGGAUGCGGAAAUGGCCGUUGCUGCCGACCCCAGCUACUCCAAAGCAUGGUCGCGCCUCGGUCUCGCAAAGUUCGUCCUCGGCGACGCAAAGGGUGCGAUGGAGGCCUACAAGUCCGGCAUGGAUGCCGAGGGCGGCGGCUCAGAGGUCAUGCGCAAGGGCUACGAGACGGCGAGGAAGAAGGUCGAGGAGGAGGGCGGAGAUGUUGGCGCGCUAGGCGAUGAUAUGGCACGCGGCGCGGCAGGUGGAGGCGGUGGUAUGCCCGAUCUUUCGUCCCUCGCAGGCAUGCUGGGCGGUAUGGGCGGAGGCGGAGGCGGAGGCGGCAUGCCCGACCUUGCUGGCCUCAUGCAAAACCCGAUGAUGAGGCAGAUGGCGCAGAACUUGAUGAGCAAUCCCGACAUGAUGAAUAAUCUCAUGAGUAAUCCGAGGAUAGCGGAGAUGGCGCAGCAGUUUGGUGGUGGUGGUCGUGGGGGCGGUGGCGGCGGCGGCGGUAUGCCAAAUAUGCAGGAUCUCAUGAACGAUCCUAAUCUUGCAGAGAUGGCACGCAACUUCAUGGGCGGAGGUGGUGCGGGCGCAGGAGCUGGUCGAGGAGCAGGCCGUGGCGCAGGACAAUAA
Plenodomus lingam JN3 is the source of this 1119-nucleotide messenger RNA. RefSeq lists its product as uncharacterized. NCBI's taxonomy places the organism in Eukaryota, Fungi, Ascomycota, Dothideomycetes, Pleosporales, Leptosphaeriaceae. Gene Ontology annotation, molecular function: molecular adaptor activity; protein binding. Gene Ontology annotation, biological process: post-translational protein targeting to endoplasmic reticulum membrane. The record is from RefSeq and is a predicted model, not a curated record. Gene Ontology annotation, cellular component: membrane; TRC complex.